GCUGAGGCUAGUGUAAAGUGUGGCUUAAGAAAAGCCUACAUUGGUGGGGUCCGAGCUUCUCAAAUCAACCUUACUCAUUUAGUACUAACGUCAAUAUACGUAGUCCCGCUUUUCAAUGGAGCUUAGUACUUCAGCCUUGAGAAUGCCGCCUCGUCAAUUUUCGUCCAUUGAGCUCCGCCUAUCUACCAUAUUGAAGCUCAGACUCUAAACUCCCACCCACCGGACGCGAUAGAGAAUCGAUAGAGACCAAGUUAAAGUCAUUUCGACUCCGAGCAUAUAAAUAGAGAACCUUCUUAAAUCCCUUGAGAAGCUCCUUUGGAGCUAAUCAUCGCAAAGAUGUCGAACAAACAGGGCAAAAUGGCCGGUUACAUCAACUACCGCAUGAGGGUCACGUUGAUGGACGGCCGCCAGAUGACGGGACAGAUGCUUGCUUUCGACAAGCAUAUGAAUCUCGUCCUUGCCGAUACUGAAGAGUUCCGACGCGUAAAGAGGAAGCAAAAUAAGCCUACUGCCCCCGGCGCAUCCAGUUCAGCCGCAACCCAGACGAUCGAGACAGAGGAGAAGCGUACUCUGGGUUUGACGAUUCUACGUGGUGCUCACAUUGUGUCUUUAUCUGUUGAAUCUGCGCCUCCGGCCGAUCCUAGCACGCGACUUGGAAAGAGUACUCCGGGUGGUUUACCUACCGGCUUAACUUCCGGUCCAGGUGUCUCGCGUCCUGCUGGCCGUGGUGCGGCCCCGUCGUCUCUUGCUGGACCAGCUGCUGGUGUUGGUGGCAGUGCUCCUCCUCCUUUCCCCCAGUUUGGUGGAGCCCCUGGAUUUGGACCUGGACGAGGUGGCCCUCCCGCACCUGGGUUUCCCCCUGGUGGAUUCCCGCCGCCAGGCUUCCCUCAGAACACUCAAUUCCCACCUCCUGGCUUUAAUCCUGCUGGUGGCCCUCCCCCGGGAUUCAAUCCUCCGCCGCGAAGAUAAUUGUAGGGCGAACGUUUGGUUCUAAGGUAAAGAAAUCCUACCGAGUAACGAAUGCAGAUACCAUUGGCGUUUGGGGUGGUGGCCAAAAACUACGUAAUGGAUAGCACCAAAAUGGCGGGAAUUGUAUUCUGUACUCUACAUCAGUUCAGAAGAAUCAGUUCAGAAGAUCUCGCUCAUAGCUCCGCAUUGGGCCCCGAGAAUUCAAGGCCAAUUCAUUAGUUGCCGACUUGGAGGUUGAGGUUAACAAAUACUGUCAUGGAGAACAUUUAUUUAUAUCUUGCGUAGUAAUAAAGUGCAUAUUACGUACAUGUAUGUCGUUUAUAUGUCAUCUGUAUUAGAUAAUACGUCUACCCUUAAGGGGAAUGAAUAAGUUCAACGUUCUAUUCAGCGCCUGCUGAGGUAGGAUUGAUUGAUACAUGUAUUAUGGAAGGUAGUGUUUGCUAGAAUAAGCGGGACCGGCUGACAACAGCUGGGUACAUGUAUGUACAUAAUGGUUGGACCUAAG
Messenger RNA from Daldinia loculata, 1474 nucleotides. Its product is annotated as Sm-like ribonucleoprotein. The record is from RefSeq and is a predicted model, not a curated record. The transcript has 6 exons. Gene Ontology annotation, biological process: mRNA splicing, via spliceosome. Gene Ontology annotation, cellular component: catalytic step 2 spliceosome; U5 snRNP; U2-type prespliceosome. Lineage: Eukaryota; Fungi; Ascomycota; Sordariomycetes; Xylariales; Hypoxylaceae. Gene Ontology annotation, molecular function: RNA binding. The coding region runs from base 337 to 969 and encodes 210 amino acids.